This is a messenger RNA of Lactuca saligna, 654 nucleotides long. Lineage: Eukaryota; Viridiplantae; Streptophyta; Magnoliopsida; Asterales; Asteraceae. The record is from the annotation of a GenBank genome assembly.
AUGAAAGCCAAUGUUGUUACUUCUGAAAGCAUUGAAGUUACAAAUAAAUCAAAGAAGCCAGUUCCGAAACCAAGGUCUCCAUCACCAGUGCUUCAAGAUGAAUCCGCAAAAAGAACUAUUUCGCAGCCCCAGAAUUCAAUCCCACUUUCAACUCCCAUUUUCAUAUACUCAACCGUUCCUACAACAACCUCUGUUACAACUUUACCAGAAGUCCCUAUUAUCAAAUCCGUUUCGGAGGAAAUUAGGACUUCAGGCAUCCCUGGUAACACAUCUGAUGUGGAGCCAAAUGCCAAUAUUGGUGUCUCUUCUGAACCAUCCUCCUUUGUUCCACCAACUUUGCAUGAGGAUGUUGUUGAGAAGGAUGAUCAAAUGUUACAUCCAGGAGAUGUGGAAAUUACAUAUGUUCUUAAAAGAAAACCUACAUUGACGUCUGCUGAACAACCCCAAAACAUUGAAAAAAUGAAGGGAGGAUCGAUUAAUAAGGAACACUGGAGCAUUGUCUACAAGAGAAAGGAAGGAGAAGUGAUUAAGAACCGCAUGUUAUUUCUAAGAAAUAAACACGUGUACUCCACAAAUGCUCUGAAAACAAUCUUAUCUUCAGCUGAAUCAAACAAUCCAAUUCUGCUAUCGAUGUCAAAUGUGUUUUUGAUAUGA